UGCACUCGGCGCUCGCGUGCGUGUCUUCAAUGGAAACUUCGCGUGCGUGGAAUGUCCGCUAACGUGAAGAGACGCGCGUGACAGGUGGCCUGUGAUGCACUGCUCGCUCUCGCUGAAUUCUUAUUGAUGGUUUAUUUGGCUAGUCAGGGCACGAGCGACCAGCAACGUCCGCGCGCGACCGUUUUAAGCGCUAAUGGAUUAUAAUAGUUUGAUGGCGCCUCCGGUACCGCCCCACAAACCCCGGUCUGCACGGCCCUCGGACGCGCGAGAACGGGUGCUGAAGUGCGUGCUGCUCGGUGACGGCGCCGUGGGGAAGACCAGUCUCGUGGUCAGCUACACCACGAACGGCUACCCCACCAGAUACGUGCCAACGGCGUUUGAUGACUUCUCCGCAGUUGUACAGGUUGAUGGACACCCAGUGAGACUGCAUCUCUGUGACACAGCUGGACAGGACGAGUUUGAUAAACUGAGGCAUUUCUGCUACUCUCGGACGGACGUCCUCCUCCUCUGCUUUAGCGUGGUAAGCCCCGCCUCCUUCCAGAACGUGGGUGAGAAAUGGGUGCCUGAGAUCCGUCGCCGGUGUCCGCUGACGCCGUUCCUGCUGGUCGGCACGCAGUGCGACCUGCGGCAGGACGUCAAGGUCCUGAUCGAGCUGGCCGGGCAACACGAGCGGCCCGUGCACGAGCCGGACGCCCGCGCCCUGGCCGACAAGGUCGGCGCCGUCAGCUACGUGGAAUGCUCUGCCCUCACCCAGAAGAACCUGAAGGAGGUGUUUGAUGUGGCCAUCGCAGCGGGACUGCGCCAGGCGGACAGGCGGGCACGCAGGGAGUGCAAAGUGCGCAGCACAGCUGACAAGAUGAGACUGCUCUCCAAAGCCUGGUGGAAGAAAUACGUGUGUAUACAGUAACGCAGGCGGCACCAUGGAAUUCCAGGGGGAUUCUGGGUCAUCGGCUAAAUGGGAGACACGGUGACACAGACCUCGGACACGUUCUGCGGCCUCUGGCAGCCUCAAGCCGACGGAAUCAAGGGUGAUGGAGGACCUGGUGUUGGGUGGGCGAGGGACUGUAGUGAGGACAGCAGGGUCCGUUCGCUGGACGUUUACGCCACCGUGAGCCAUGCUUUUGCCCACCCAGUCUCUGCCGUGAGACCGUGUGGCAGUCAGAGGUGUUCUGAACUCAGAGCUUUACUGAACAGCACCUGUGCUCACCGUGUUAUGGUUUUGAAAAAUCAUUCGACUCCAUUUUGUUGCAUAUCACAUUUGUAUUUAUUUACCUUCGUCUGAUAAACGUGCGCGUGACUUAUUUUGGCAGUAUCAACACUUAUCUCUCUCUCCGUCACCCUCGGGGCAGGACUACACUGCGUUUGAGCCUGUUUGUCCGCCCUCGUCUGGUUCCCCAGGCAGGGCAGUGCACUGUAAUGAAAGACACAUCAGUCUCCUCCACCGUUCUGGAUCUCUCUGGUCAUCAGUAACGCACAAACCAUCUCAUCUCGUGCUCGACUAACCUCUGACAUGCCAGGAGCUGAAACUGUCACUUUGAGAGACGGAGGGGGGUGGUCUUCUGUCCCACCUAAUGUAGUUUAAUUGUAAAUAUGUAUCAUAAUGUGCUCUCAAGAGCCGUAUUGCUUAGCGCACUGACCCUUUAAUAUUGCAGUGUAAUGAAACAGUGGGGCAGACAGCAGUGCUCCUUAGUAUUCUGGAGACAUUCUGUCUUUCUCUAAUGACUCAGCAGUUAAUUCAAUGUAAACUGUACAGUAAAGGGGGAAAAAGAUCAGAAUGGUGUCGAUGUCAUGGCCUGUGUUGAGUGUGUGUGUACCACGUUUCCAUGCCAUAACUGUACAUUGUAUGUAAUUGUUUCUUUCUCUGUCUGGGUAGAUCACUCCUUCAUGGGGCAUGUGUCUGGAUGUCUUAUUUCCUGGCUUCUUUUCCUCAUUACCAUGGCAAAUACACUCAGUUCUUUGAACCCAAA
Molecule: messenger RNA, 1967 nt
Organism: Electrophorus electricus (electric eel)
Lineage: Eukaryota; Metazoa; Chordata; Actinopteri; Gymnotiformes; Gymnotidae
Gene: rhoub
Product: ras homolog family member Ub
Biological process (GO): small GTPase-mediated signal transduction
Molecular function (GO): GTP binding; GTPase activity
Source: RefSeq, a predicted model, not a curated record